Molecule: messenger RNA, 1341 nt
Organism: Selaginella moellendorffii
Lineage: Eukaryota; Viridiplantae; Streptophyta; Lycopodiopsida; Selaginellales; Selaginellaceae
Exons: 3
Coding region: 21-1322 (433 amino acids)
Source: RefSeq, a predicted model, not a curated record
UUCUUGCGGAAUUUGCAAAGAUGCCUGUCCAAGCGGCUCACGAUUUGGAGAUUUCCAAGGCAGCGGCUCGGCUCUUGACAAUGCAGCACCAGGAGAAGCAGCACAAGGAUCCAGGUUCUUCCUCCCCGAUCUCUCCUUCCGUUUCUCUAUUCUCGCCAUCGCCAUACAUCAUAAACUGCAAGAGGCGCGCUUGCGGUGGCUGGGACACGAUCGCUGGAGCUGCUUGGGAAGGGAAAUCCAGGGAGGAAGUCGUAGGCCAUGACAUCUUCGCUGACGCCGUCCAAGUUCAAGAAAGAUUUGUCGUCAAUCCGGGACAGCCAGGUACUUGUAGGAUCAGCUCUCUCAACGAUCAGCUGGUAGAGCUCAAAGACGCGCUGGAAAAAUUUAUUUCGGAGUGCUCGUCGAGCAGGCCUCAGAUUUCUCGGGAGGAAGAAAGGGGCAGUCCCGAUGGUGGAGGUGCCACUGCUGGGGUGGAUUUUCAAGCUCUGCGGGGGAGAAACGUCCGGGGAAAAAUUCUGGCAGAGAUUCUUUCGUCCAGGAAGCUGACCAGCAUGAAGCUAGAGAUCGAUGAGCUUUCUACUACCACUCCCAAGGCCGAGGAUGACUGUCGGAGCUCUUCCGGAUCGCCGUGUGACGAAUUUUUCGAUGCUCGCGAUGCUUCUUCAGAAGGCUACUCUUCAAACGAGGACGGAUCGACACGAAGACACAGGAAACAAAUCUCCAGCUCGCCGAUCGACCCUGAGCUUGUCCGCCAACUUCACAUGGAAGUCAAACGGCGAAUGCAAGCGGAAGAGGCAUUGCAUAUCAUGGAGCAGUGUCAGGAAAACAUUGUCAGCAUACUCUUGUCGCCGGCUUGUCCGACACCUCCGAGAUCCAGCUCUCCCCAGCCAGUGUCAUCGGCAGCGACAAUCAACAACGGGCUUGCGAGCUUGAUUGAAGAGGACUGGCAGGACGAGAACUCCUUUCGAACAGUCAUUGCGACAGUGAUCUCGUCGGCUCUCCUUAGAGGCGUGAUCCGGCCGGACGAAGCCGAGGCGCUGGAGAAGCUCCUGGAAACUAAAGACCGUGAGAGUUCUCGACUGCGGCGGAAGCUAAAGUUUUUCGAGCACGUCAACAACGAGUUGUCUCGCAAGAACCAGGAAGCCAUAGAACGCGCGCGGAGAAUCAGACGGAGCAGACAAAAGUGGCUAAGCGUCUCGGCGAAAUGCCUUGCGGUUGGAGUUGCCAUUGGAGUGUCCGGGACUUUGCUCUACUGGUACUUCCCUUGGGACAGGCUCAAGUCUGCAAAGAAAGAAGUCGAAGCUCCUCCGGCACAGACAUGACUACUAGGUUUGAGUUACA